Messenger RNA from Cucurbitaria berberidis CBS 394.84, 422 nucleotides. RefSeq lists its product as uncharacterized. Gene Ontology annotation, molecular function: proton-transporting ATP synthase activity, rotational mechanism. Gene Ontology annotation, biological process: proton motive force-driven mitochondrial ATP synthesis. The transcript has 3 exons. NCBI's taxonomy places the organism in Eukaryota, Fungi, Ascomycota, Dothideomycetes, Pleosporales, Cucurbitariaceae. Gene Ontology annotation, cellular component: mitochondrial inner membrane. The record is from RefSeq and is a predicted model, not a curated record. The coding region runs from base 40 to 264 and encodes 74 amino acids.
AACCCGUCCACACCCACGAACUCUCAUCCAACCAUCACAAUGGCAUUCGCGUGGAAAGCCGCCGGUCUCACCUACAACCGCUACAUCGGCGUCGCAUCGCGCGUCGUGCGCCGCUCGCUCAAGGAAGAUAAGCGCAUCGCUGCCGAGCGACGGGGCCAGAGUGAACUCAGGUUCGCCAAGUGGGAGAAUGGCAAGCAGGGCGAAGUCAAGGACUUGAAUGCUGCGGCGCUGCAGGCACAGGCUGAUGCCACGAAGGCUGCGUAAGCGUCUAUUGAGGGCUCAAGUGAGGGCAUGCAGGAGAGAUGCUGAGGGAUGAGGAUGGGGAUCGGAGGUGGUGAAUGUAUAUUCUGUACUACCAAGGACUGCAUAAGGGGACGUUGAUGAAAAGCCAAUGCACGACGAAUUGAGCCCAUUUGCAUCUG